Malaya genurostris is the source of this 2201-nucleotide messenger RNA. RefSeq names its product zinc finger protein 62 homolog. The transcript is spliced from 3 exons. Bases 64 to 2058 code for a protein of 664 amino acids. NCBI's taxonomy places the organism in Eukaryota, Metazoa, Arthropoda, Insecta, Diptera, Culicidae. The record is from RefSeq and is a predicted model, not a curated record.
ACCACUGUUUGGUAGCUGCAGCAACAUCAUCCGAAGAGAAAUCCUUUUGUUUUUGUCAAAAACAUGAAAUCCAACCGGUUAUUGGAUGUCAUACUAAAGGGAGAAGAACAGCCCAGCAGUAGCUCAGUAGCAUCUUCCCUUCUAACAAAAGAUUCUUCAAAUCAACGCAAACGUCAGACUGGUGACAAACAAUUUGUCAACAAGAAUACUAAUAACAAAAACGUCUCGUUGCAUGAAGGCCAGCGGAUAUUUAAUUGUGAUAUUUGCGGGAAAAGCUUUAGUUUUAAGAGUCACAUAAAUAGGCAUAUGACGGUCCAUACAGGGGAAAAACCGUUCACAUGUAAUGUAUGUGGCAAAGGAUUUGCUAACAAUGAUAUAUUAAAGCGCCACCUCAAUAUUCAUACCGGUGAGCGGUUGUACACAUGCACUGAAUGUGGAAAAAAUUUCCAUUCUCAGUCGAAUCUCAACCGACAUAUGCACCAUCACACAGGCGAGCGACCAUUCAAAUGCACCGUAUGUGAACAGAGUUUUGUCACUGUGACUGAACUAAGUGCACACAAGCCCAUACACACGGGUAAUUAUAAGUUUAAGUGUGAUGUGUGUGGCAAAGGAUUCAGUUACAAAAUACGCUUGCAAGACCACAAGCAUGUUCAUACCGGUGAGCGGCCUUACCAGUGCACUGUAUGUGGAAAAGGUUUUGUCAGUGGGAAACAUCUAACUGCACACAAACCCAUACACACGGGUGACUAUAAACAUACGUGUGACGUGUGCGGCAAAGGAUUCUUGCACAGAUCGCAUUUGAAAGACCAUAAAAAUAUGCAUACAGGAGAUCGGCCGUAUCAAUGCAAUAUAUGCGAAAAAACUUUUGCCGCUUUCAAUAACCUAAACCAACACAAAUCAACUCACAUGGGAAUUCGGUAUGAGUGCGAAGUGUGUGGCAAAGGGUACACUAAGAAGUAUAAAUUGUCAUUGCACGAACGCAUUCAUAAAGCUGAGGAGGUAGCUAAACAGGAAAAGCCAACAAACGAAUCAACAAAACUCGAUGACAUUGACAGAGUGAAAGAUCAAGCAAACGCCGAAUACCAAAUACCGCACGAUUCUGCUAACAACAAUGAAAUUAAUCAAGGUGAAAUGAAAUCCCGCCAGCAUCUGGAUGUUAGAUCCAAUAAGAAAACACAUCAAUGUCAGAUUUGUGACAAACAUUUUUCCAGCAAUAGUAAACUCAACUCACACGUCUUAUUACACGAAGACAAGCGAUCAUUUAGUUGUGAUAUUUGUGGAAAAAAUUAUAAUUUGAAGGCUCAUCUCAGCAGACAUAUGGCGAUCCAUACCGGAGCAAAACGUUUCACGUGUGAUGUAUGUGGCGAAAAAUUUCGUGGAAAUCGAGCAUUGGAGUUGCACAAAACUAUCCAUACAGGAAAGCUGCCCUACGAAUGCACUGUAUGUGGAAAAAAAUAUACCUCCAUCGUUCAACUAAGCACACACAGUUCCACACAUACGGAUUAUAAUAAGUAUAAGUGUGAUGUGUGCGGAAAAGGAUUCGAGAAAAAAAUACUUUUGAAAGAUCAUAAAAUCAGUCAUGCAGGAGAGCGACCGUAUCAAUGCACUGUAUGUGGAAGUAAUUUUGUCGGUAGCAAACAAUUAAGUGCACACCAGUCCAUACACACCGGUGAUUAUAGGUAUACGUGUGACGUGUGUGGCAAAGGAUUCGUGCAACGAUCGCAAUUUAAAGACCAUAAAAACAAUCAUACGGGAGAGCGGCCGUAUCAAUGCCCAGUGUGCGGUAAAAAGUUUGGCACUAAAAAUGUCCUAUCCCAACACAAAUAUGUUCACACGGAUCGGCAUAAAUGUGAAGUGUGUGACAAAGCGUUCAGUACAAAGUUUUACUUGAAAUUGCAUACGAACACUCAUACGAAUGAGCAGUCAAUGAAUUCAAGUGCAACAAAUGAAAUAACAAAACUCAACGACAAUGACAAGGUGAACGAACAUUCACGAGCCAAUUUAAGUCGCGAUGCACCCGAUUUUGUUAGCUACAAUAAAACUUCAGCAAUUUGUUAACUGCAAUUGGAUUGCAACAGAACUGUAGAGGCUUUGUUAGAAGACGAGUAAAGCAAACAGAGAAGCUAAUAGUAAUCAAUCGAACCGCCAUUAAGAAAAAACAAAUUAGCAAAAUAAAUAAACAUUAUUUUGUUGCAGAAAAA